Nycticebus coucang (slow loris) is the source of this 1736-nucleotide messenger RNA. It is a transcript of the gene RWDD2A, whose product is annotated as RWD domain containing 2A. The coding region runs from base 793 to 1473 and encodes 226 amino acids. The transcript is spliced from 2 exons. Lineage: Eukaryota; Metazoa; Chordata; Mammalia; Primates; Lorisidae. Gene Ontology annotation, molecular function: protein binding. The record is from RefSeq and is a predicted model, not a curated record.
UUCUAUGUUUCCUAACCAAGGAGAAGUAAAACUGGAAGAUGUAAAUGCCCUGACAAACAUAAAGAGGUAUUUGGAAGGCACGAGGGAGGUGCUGCCACCAAAAAUCGAAUUUGUGAUUACACUCCAGAUUGAGGAGCCCAAGGUGGGUGCUUGAAUUUGUUUUAACAGUUGCUAGGUGCCCAGUUUAUAAGUGAAAUGCCCAGAACAUGAGCUUCCGGUCUAAGAAACAGACAUAGUCUAUGUGCGCAGAAUAUCUUUUUACUUGUUUAAAAGCAAAAUAUAUAGGUUACUCCAUGAGUUGUCCUCUGUAAAUAUCCUGAAAAUAUAAAUAUACAACCUUUUAAAACAAGAUGCCUAGCUUUUUUAAAGUGAAACUACCUUGUAAUCUUACACUACCCUGAGCAUUUUGUUCACCUGGUUUCUUACCAACCCUUCUGUGUUAGUAUAUACAACCUCUGACAUAUAUCAUGACUUUCACAUACCUAAAAAUAUCCCAUAACAAAACUGGCUUUUAAGAAGUGAGAGAAUCUCCUUUUGAUGGCACUAUAACACAGAAAGCAAAUAACAGAUACAAAAUCUGAAUACAAAAAAAUGAAUUCACCUUCAUCUUAUCUGUUUAUCCCCAGUGAUGUUAGUAUAGCUUAGAUAACAGGUGGACGGCUGGGAGGACCAUGUGGUAGCUCUUCGACUUACCCUUCAGUUUCAUUCAUUCCCUCAGAGGAGACUUCCUGGUUCCCCAGACUGGAUUCUGUCCCACUGGUUACACACUUCAAUGGAACCCUCAACUUUUCCAUGGUGAAAAUUGAUUUGCAAGUAACCAUGCCUCACAGCUACCCCUAUGUAGCAUUGCAGCUGUUUGGACGGUCGCCUGAGCUUGACAGACAUCAGCAGCUACUUCUCAACAAAGGUCUCACUUCUUACAUAGGGACUUUUGACCCGGGAGAACUCUGUGUGUGUGCAGCGAUCCAGUGGCUACAGGACAACUGCGGGUCCUACUUCCUGAGCAGGAAGCUGGCCUAUGAGCCCUCGGCGCAGGCCAAGCCGGUGAAGAGCACGUUCCUCCGGAUGUGGAUCUACAGCCACCACAUCUACCAGCAGGACCUGAGGAAGAAGAUCCUGGAAGUGGGCAAGCGGCUGGACGUGACUGGGUUCUGCAUGACGGGGAAGCCAGGUAUCAUCUGCGUGGAGGGGCUCAAGGGGCAGUGUGAGGAGUUCUGGCACACGAUCCGCUACCCCAACUGGAAGCACAUCUCCUGCAAACAUGCUGAGAGCGUGGACACGGAGGGCGACGGCCGCAACCUGCGCCUCUUCCAUGCCUUCGAGGAACUGCUCCUUGAGGCCCACGGGGACUAUGGGCUGAGGAAUGACUAUCACAUGAAUCUGGGCCAGUUCUUAGAAUUUCUCAAAAAGCACAAAAGUGAGCAUGUUUUUCAGAUAUUAUUUGGUAUUGAGAGCAAAAGUUCAGAGUCCUAGGAAGCUAUUAAGAAGCCCAAGGCUUAUAAUUUCACUAAAACAAGUAUUCCCUUUAAUAAGACCAAAACAAAAAGGCCCGUGGCUCUCUGGCUUCCUUGGUGACACCUGUAGCCCCUGACUGUCCACGUGGCCAUGAAUUUCAGCUGGUAAUGACACAAAUGGGCCUUUAUCUUCAUAACAGUGAAAUUGUGAUGCUGUCUCUAGGUCCUUGUGUUAAGUCUUUUAAGAAAUAUUUCAUUGUAUAUUAAUAAAAACUAUUUAAA